This is a messenger RNA of Dreissena polymorpha, 2642 nucleotides long. Its product is annotated as monocarboxylate transporter 9-like. NCBI's taxonomy places the organism in Eukaryota, Metazoa, Mollusca, Bivalvia, Myida, Dreissenidae. The transcript is spliced from 7 exons. Gene Ontology annotation, biological process: transmembrane transport; monocarboxylic acid transport. Gene Ontology annotation, molecular function: monocarboxylic acid transmembrane transporter activity. Bases 105 to 1934 code for a protein of 609 amino acids. The record is from RefSeq and is a predicted model, not a curated record.
CGUGUAUAACGUGUUCGGGGAAGUGUAUCGCCCGGGUUCAUUCCUAUUUGGGCCACUCUGGAUUAUAUUAAUAAUCGAAAAUAUUUUCAAGUGGACCCGAUUGAAUGACAAUUCAACACAACGCGGACGAGAACGUCGUGAAUGGCGGCCAUAUCGAGAGCCGGAAGCGUCCACACAGAGCGGCGGCCAACCGCGCUUCCGGUGAGAGGCCCGAGCUCUGCAUGUGCGGCGCCGCCCCGGACGGCGGUUGGGGGUGGAUGGUGUGUCUGGCGUCAUUCGUAGUGAACUUCAUACAAGACGGGACGGUGUUCUCAUUCGGCGUGCUCUUGCUUGAACUGUUGGACUAUUUUGGUGAGGGGAAAGCCAAGACCUCGUGGGCCGGAUCAUCGCUCCUAGGCAUGAGCAUGUUCAUGGGCCCCGUAGUGAGCCUUCUACUGGAGCGGUUCUCUUGGCGCCAGGUGACGCUGGCUGGGACUCUGAUGUCCGCCGUUGCGUUCGUCGUCAGCGUAUUCUCCCCGAACAUCGACGUGCUCAUUAUUACUUAUGGGAUCAUCGGAGGUAUAGGCUUCAGUAUGUCAUUCAUUUCCUGCGUCAUCGUCGUCGGCGUCUACUUCAACCGGAAGCGCGCCAUCGCCACGGGUAUCGCGAUGAGCGGAAGUGGCCUCGGCACAUUCGUCUACGCGUACCUGACGGACUUCCUCAUCCAAACUUACGACUGGCGGGGAACCAUUUUGAUACUCGCAGGAAUACUGUUGAACGGUGUCGUCUGCGGCCUACUUUACCGGCCCCUGAGUUCGAACUCGUCGAGAAGAUGCAGUGUUUGCUGCGCUGCGUCUGCAUCAGCAGCCGACUGCAAACAGUCUGAGCAACGGCGUCUUAUUGCAAAUGGGGACAAUACUUAUUUGGCUGAGCUUAAUGUAGAAAAUACCACACAAUUUCAUUUAACGAACAAGCUCUCAGGGAGAUUAACGCAAAGUAACGCAAAUAUUUUGCGUGAAACUGGCUGCUUAAGCGAUUCUAGUCCAGGCGUUAAAGCGUUCUUGAGCCAGAGAGACUUGAUAGAUGUACAGAUCAUUGAUAUGAAACAUACAAUGUCUCAAAAGGACAUAUUUUAUAGCGGAUCUCUGACGAAUAUACGGAGCAAAGACUCGACUCUUGUGCGAUGCAAAGAUGUGAACUCAGGUCCAGACGUUUCUGACAAUCCGAUCUCAAAUGUGAAUGACUCUUUCUUGUGUGGCACUCUCAAAUCCUACAUGGCACUUUUCUCAGACAGGAUCUUCGUUCUUCUCUUGCUCAAAGACGUUUGUUGGACUGUCCAGUCCGUGCCGUUGACCUACAUUCCCGACCUCGGCGUCUCCAAUGGCCUCCCAUCCACGCAGGCGGCAACGCUGAUCUCAAUCAUCGGCGUCACGAACAUUGUCGGGCGCGUGCUGUCCGGCGUCAUCACCGACGUGCUCCACGUAACAUGCACCUUGACAUACAUCGUGACCCUGUUUGCGGCGUCUGCGAUGAACUUCCUGAUGCCUUUAUGCCGGGGCUUUGCCGCUCUUGGCGUGUGUUGCGCAGUGUUCGGCCUUUGCAUGGCCACUCACGUCUCCAUGCGGACCAUUGUACUUGCUGACCACCUGGGCAUUGACAGACUGACAAAGUCUUUCGGUCUCGUGGCGCUCUUCCAGGGCAUUGCCUUCGUGACUAAUGCGCCGUUAGCAGGUUUCCUGUUCGAGCAGACAAACUCCUAUGUGCCGCCAUUCUGCUUCUCCGGUGCCAUGUACUUCCUGUCCGGGUCGCUAUGCCUCCUGGUUUUUCACCUGAACCGCCAUUCCAAGAACGAGAUCGUCAUCGAGCAGAAUGUGCGUCUUCCGGUUACAGGAACGACGGCGGCGAUGGAAGCCUCCGAGACCAGCCGAAGCGGGUCCUCGCCGGGAAGCUGGUGAUAACGUGAUUACUGAUCACACGAGGAUCGGAGGGGAGAGAAUGGGUGUUCCAAACAAUGGUUUUGUCUUUAACCCUUUUGUGCCUAGUGGACUGUCCCAUCCUUCUUAAUUGGAUCAAUUUAUUUCCAAAAUUAGGGAUGUAUAUAGUAUAUUUAUUUCUAUAUUUAGAAUAUUUCUUACAGAAAUUCCUUAAAGCGAACAGCGCAGACCCAGAUGAGACGCCGCAUGAUGCGGCGUCUCAUCUGGGUCUGUGCUGUUUGCCAAGGCCUGUUUUUCUAGACGCUAGGCAUAAAUGGGUUAAGUAACAUAAAUACUCAACAUCAACGAAUAUUUCUCAAAAUAUUUCUUAAAGUAAAGUUAACCCAUAAAAUCAGUUUUUAUAAUAGAAAUAGCGAAAAUGUCAACGCUAGAUUUGGUAUGGUUUUUUAUGACUUAGCCUUUUUUUCGAAAUAUUGUACGAAAUUUCCGUUGAUUUUGAGGAUUUAUGGGCUUUUAAAAAUACUUUAGUUACAAUAGUGCCAAAUUGGUGGUACUUAUUGUUAAGUUGCUUGUGUUCAUAAAUAGCGUAAUUUACACUGUUUAUUUAUUGUUUUUAAGAUAUUAAAUCAUGUUAAACAAACAUUUAUAUCACACGUAUUUAAUUUAAUUGUUAAUGAUGUUUAGUCCAUUUUAUGCUUAUGAUAAAUUUAGAUAAUUUGUCCCAAAACA